GUUGAUAGGAAGUAAGUAUUGGCGGGAAAAGAGGGAAGAGAAGACGCACUGACAUUGUUGUGCCUUCUGCAAUUAAGGCAAGACAUGAGCCUACAUUAUUACAUUAUUAUUGUUACAUUCCUGCAUUAUUACACUAUUAUUAUUACAUUCCUGCAUUAUUACACUAUAACCUUUGUCAUUGUUACAUUAUGGCUUGUGCUAGCAAUGUAGCAUCAGCAAGCUAACAAGAGGCGGUCAUAUUAGCUUAGCACAAACCGGAAUAGAUUAGCACGAUAUAUUAUUUAAACUAUGCAACAACUGUAUACAGUAAACAUACAAUAACAAUGCAGUAUAGAUUUAUUUCAUUACAUGGCGAGAUACAUUAGCUAGCUUUAGCACCAGCAAGCUAACAUGUGACAAGACUUCUUUUAGGAAAAUAACAUGUAUUUUAUUUAUCAACUAACUAGCAAUAAUGUUUCUGUUCUUUUCUGGUAAGACUAGUCACGACAGGGCUACAUUGACCAAAGUUUAAUUGUAUAAGAUGAUUGAAUUCCCUCCAGCAUGAGUUAAUUGCCCCUUAGCUGAAUUCAAGCCAGUUAGCAUUCGCUUAGCAUUAGCUUCUCAAAACUAACAAGAUAGAAAAAUAAUCCAAUAAAUAUCUAGCAACGUUUAUAUGUAUUCAUUCAUUUAUCGUUUGUAUUUAUAGAUAUCUGCUAGAGUAGAUAGUAUUAUUAAUAGGGUAUUUACUUAGCCUACGUAUUUCCUAGAAUGAAUUAAUUUAAACCUCUUCUCACUCCGGCGCUUACCAAAGGCAUGCGCUUAUAAAUUUGAGUGUGAUGUAAGGAUAAUCAUGACAUCGCUUAAUGCCGCAAUACAAUUUAAAGCACAAUGAAUCAUCCCGGGAGUUCUUUUGUUUGGUCUGAAAAGGCAAUUAUAACGUGACACUCUUUAUUUUUACAAGGGGUCAUUCAACAAUUACGUACGCAUUUUUCUCCAGGAUUUUGACCCCAACCCCCGUACGCAAGAUUUACUAUACAAAUGAUGGUACUUAAUUAUGUGCAUUUCCCCCCCAGGAUUUGACCCCCAACCCCACCCCCCUUUGCAUACGUAAUUGUUGAAUGGCUCCCAAGUGCCUGCGUUAUAACACAGCGGUACAAUGUAUACCGGUAUAAUCAAUUGUGAUAUAUUAUGCUGGAUGUUGCACACAGGACUCGGGACAUACAGUAUGUUAUGUAGAUCUAUGCAUAUAUUUAUGUUAAACUAUGUCACCAACAUUAAAACAAUUUUAUUGCUUUGUAAGUAGCGUGCAUACAUUAGCAUUUCUAAAGAUAAUUUUACAUGCGAUUGGUUUUGGCAGCAUGUCGUCUGCGCUAAUGUGCCGGUGUAUAAAUGCUAGUAUACACAAUAACGCCCGGCGGUAAUUCUAGGCAUGCGCUAAUUAUUUUGAGAAACGAGUUUUGACCCUGCGGUAAAUCGAGGCAUGCGCAUACUAUAUACCCGGCGGCAAUUCAAGGAAAUACGGUACAUUGAAUGGCUUUAGCAUCAGCAAGCUAACCAGUUAGCAUUAUAACAGUGUAAAAAAUGAAUAGAAAAACAACAUUUAAUGUGCAAUUUCCGAAAGUCAGCGAAAUCUAAAUGAGAAGUGAUCAUUUAAAGCGGUUUAAAAUGAAGGUUGAAGCAAACAUCAUGAGAGGAGCAUUUGGACAUGUGACGUCAUCUUUGGACAUGACGUCAUCUUUGGACAUGUGACGUCAUCUUUGGACAUGUGAUGUCAUCUUUGGACAUGUGACGUGAUGUGUGUGAGAGCUCAUAGGGAGCAGACAGGAGGAGGAGAGUCAGACUCAUCUCCCAAGAAGGCAAACAUGAGCCAGCAGCAGCUGAGCAGCUCACCUUCCCUCAAACCUUUCUUCCUCAAGACACCUGUCCAGGUGAGCAGCCCGCUGAGACAGAGGAGACACACGCUGCCCGCCAGCGAGUUUAGGAACCUGACGCCUCAGGACGCCAUCAGUGUCUUUGAGAUCGAGAGAGAAGAUUUAUUCCAGCUGGUCGCCUUCAUCAUUGGAACGGGUUGGGACAAAAAGAGGCUUUCACAGGAGGCCAUGACCCGCCACGUGGCGUCCACAUCCACGGUGCACAUCCACGUGCUGUCAGUGCAUCAUCAAUGUCGCCAGCAAGGCAAAGGCUCCAUCCUGCUGUGGCGUUACCUGCACUACCUGCAGCACCUGCGCUGCAUGGCCACGCCCCGCAGGGCUCUGCUCAUCUGCGAGGACUUCCUGGUGCCCUUCUACCUGAAAGCCGGCUUCAAGGAGAAAGGCCCGUCGGCCAUCAGCGUGUCCAACAUGCACUUCAGGGAGAUGGAGUACCUGCUGGCGGGUCACGCCUACGCCCGGCGGAACAGCGGCUGCUAGCAAACACUUCAAUGUGGACAUGAUCAGCAAUCUUCACCAAGACUUUGCUCACUUCAUUGACAUUGACAACACCCGAGGAGCUUGUGGCUGCUGCCACAUCAUUAUUAAGAAAAAACGACCGACAGGAAGGCCAGAAACACUUUUUAUUUCAACAGACUCUCGCAAAACUCCAAAGACCGACCACACACUUCCUGUCUUCACAAUAAAAGCCCUGCUCCAUCCUGCCUGCGCUAACAAAAUAAGAGUCUCAGAAAGCUAGCAAGCUAAGGAGUUUGUAUUUCUUGUAAAGUGUAUAAAAAGGAGUAUGGAAGCUGGACAUUUUCAUGUGGUAUUUGACAGAAAGGAGGACUUUUUUUCUCCUCCAUUGGAAAAUGUGGAGGUUAUCAUCACUAACUGUCUGAUUCCUAUCAAUGCAAGUCAUCAACUUAUAUUCUUGUCUUCAUGAAAGUGUCUUAUACAUGCUUGUAUUAGCAUUAAACACCUUUACCUUCUUAACCUCUUUCAUAAAUAAAUGAAUAUAAAUGAUAUAUAUGAAUGUUAACCUCUCUUUCAUAAAUAAAUGAAUAUAAAUGAUAUAUAUGAAUAUUAACCUCAUAAAUAAAUGAAUAUAAAUGAUAUAUAUGAAUGUUAACCUCUCUUUCAUAAAUAAAUGAAUACAAAUGAUAUAUAUGAAUAUUAACCUCAUAAAUAAAUGAAUAUAAAUGAUAUAUAUGAAUGUUAACCUCUCUUUCAUAAAUAAAUGAAUACAAAUGAUAUAUAUGAAUAUUAACCUCAUAAAUAAAUGAUAUAUAUGAAUGUUAACCUCAUAAAUAAAUGAAUAUAAAUGAU
Entelurus aequoreus (snake pipefish) is the source of this 3215-nucleotide messenger RNA. It is a transcript of the gene aanat2, whose product is annotated as arylalkylamine N-acetyltransferase 2. Lineage: Eukaryota; Metazoa; Chordata; Actinopteri; Syngnathiformes; Syngnathidae. Gene Ontology annotation, molecular function: aralkylamine N-acetyltransferase activity. The transcript is spliced from 3 exons. Gene Ontology annotation, biological process: response to light stimulus; circadian rhythm. The coding region runs from base 1773 to 2387 and encodes 204 amino acids. The record is from RefSeq and is a predicted model, not a curated record. Gene Ontology annotation, cellular component: cytoplasm.